AUGCUACAACGUCCAGAACAAUCCCAGCGUCAGUACCCCUGCCCAGCUCCUGGCUGCCGUCGACUCCUCAGCAACCCAUCCGGCCUUACGCAGCAUUUGCAUAGCAAGCACCGCACCCUACCUCCUCGCCCUUCUCCACCACCACCUCCUCCCCGUCUAAGGCCUUCUGACCCCCCGUUUGAUGCGGAUGGGGACCAUUUUGCGGACAACAACCCUUUUCAAGCAGACACGGGACAUGAACGUGAUGCGAGUGACGACAGCGGGGGUUCUUCAUUAGGAAAGAUUCGGCUAUUGCGUGGUGGGGGGGUGCGAGUACACCAUCGCUACUUGGAUGGUCGUCCGUGCGAUGGCGAUGGCAAUUUCCUGGGAUCAGCCGACACUCCGCCUGGGCCUCCCCCUCCUCCUCCUCCUCAAUCUCGCAAUGACUGGUCACCUUUUCAAGACAGGGUCGCGUUCGAAACCGCCGACUUUCUCUACACCCGCUCCCAAGCCCCGGUGGAUCAUAUCAACUUUCUCAUGCGCAUGUGGGGCUUGUCCCUCGAAAAGUACGGUGCCGACCCUCCGUUUGCAGAUCACACAAAGCUCCACAAGACAAUCGACGCCAUUAAGACUGGCGAUGUCCCGUGGUCCUCCUUUACGGUCUCCUACAAGGGUGCUAAGCCCACCCGCAAUGCGCCUGCUUGGAUGGACGAGUCGUACGAUGUGUGGUACCGCGACCCACACGCUGUUGUCCAGAACAUGCUCGCCAAUCCGGACUUCAAGGAUGUGUUAGACUAUAGUCCCUAUCGUGACUACGACGCUGCCGACGUUCGCCAGUGGGAGAACAUGUUCUCUGGUGAUUGGGCAUGGGAUCAAGCGAAUGAGAUAGCGUCGGACCCUUCAACGCAUGGCGCGACAUUUGUCCCUGUGAUACUCGGAAGCGACAAAACAACGGUAUCGGUUGCCACCGGCCAGACCGAUUACUACCCCCUUUAUCUCUCCAUCGGGAACGUCCAUAACACUGUGCGACGAGCCCAUCGCAACGCUGUUACCCUCAUUGGCUUCCUAGCUAUCCCCAAGACGGACAAAUCUCACAGCGGUGAUCCGGCAUAUCGACAUUUUCGGCGGCAGCUCUUUCAUUCGACGCUUGCCAAGAUUCUCUCCUCCCUGAAGCCCGGAAUGACCAACUACGAAGUCCUCCCCUUCAGCGACGGCUACCACCGCCGAGUCAUCUUUGGACUUGGACCCUAUAUCGCCGAUUACCCCGAGCAGGCACUCCUGUCGUGCAUAGUUCAGGGCUGGUGUCCAAAAUGUAUUGCCUACCGAGAUGAACUGGACACGGACGCCACUCUACGCUGCAAGGAGCACAACGACCUCCUUCUCGAAGAACUCGACUGGGGGACACUCUGGGACUCAUAUGGCGUGAUUGGCAAUGCGGUGCCGUUCACCAACGACCUUCCACGAGCCGAUAUCCACGAACUAAUCACCCCAGAUAUAUUACAUCAGCUGAUCAAGGGAACCUUUAAGGAUCACCUGGUCGACUGGACAGUGGCAUACCUAUUCAAGGUCCAUGCCAAGCCUGAUGCGCUGGCGAAACUGGACGACAUUGACAGGCGCAUCGCGGCUGUUGCUCCAUUCUCGGGACUCCGCCGGUUUCCAAACGGACGCGGCUUCAAGCAGUGGACUGGGGACGAUAGUAAGGCGUUGAUGAAAGUUUAUCUCCCGGCAAUCGAAGGUCAUGUACCACCAGACGUUGUACGCACGUUCCGUGCGUUUCUCGAAUUCUGUUACCUUGUCCGGCGCGACAUCCACAGCGAGGAAACGAUCCGCGAAGUGGAAGGCGCUCUCAAACGCUUUCACCAGUACCGGGGCAUCUUCAAAACGGUCGGCGUCGCAUCAACGUUAUCACUCCCUCGGCAGCACUCCCUCACCCAUUACGCGCUGAUGAUCCGGCUGUUUGGCGCCCCUAACGGACUCUGCUCCUCGAUCACAGAGUCGAAGCAUAUCAAGGCCGUGAAGGAGCCUUGGAGGCGUUCGAAUCAUUUCAACGCCCUCUUCCAGAUGCUACUCAUCAACCAGAGGUUAGACAAGCUUGCAGCAUGCCGCGUCGACUUUGAAGCUCGGGGCAUGCUGACGGAUGUACUCACUUCAUCCCAGCUCGAGACGCUGGCAAACUAUAGUUCACUCUUUGGGACCAGCCAGGAUAGCAACGGCACGGCCCUUUGCUGGCGAGGACAGGAAUCGCAACGUGUCGACGAGGAUCCGGGUGAUCCCGUUGACGGGAGAAUCGAUGCGAAGGUCAUGUUAGCGGCUACUAAAGCUCGUGGCCGCGCCAAGACGAUUCCGGCCCUUGCUGACGAACUCGAGCUGCCUGUGGACGAUCUCCUUCGCGCAGUCCGUCUCUUUCUGUACGACCAAUAUCGCCCGGCAUCAGACAGCAAUGCGUCUGCCGACAUCUCACCCGCCGACUAUCCCGCCUUCAACCCCAGCUCAACCAUCCACAUGUUCAACUCCGCAGUCACUGUAUUCCGCGCGCCUAGCGACUUCAGCGGGACCACCGGGAUGCGCCGCGAGCUCAUCCGUUCAACGCUACUCUGGAGGACUGAGGCUCCACGGCACGACUGUGCAUUCGUCUCAACCAAUCCAGACGUGAGCGGCAUGCUCGGAAUGGAGGUCGCCCGCAUAUUUGGCUUCCUAUCCUUCGAUUACCAGUCUCGCACGUUCUCGUGCGCCCUGGUACAGUGGUACUCUCGUUUAUCUGACAACCGCGACGAAGACACCGGGAUGUAUAUGGUACGACCAGACGUGCACGAUGAUGGGUUGCGCAGCCUAGCCUUUGUGCCUGUCGGUUCAUUGGUUCGAUCGGCCCAUCUCAUACCCUACUACGGCGACAAACCCAUCCCCCGCAAUCUCAAGCAUUAUCAAUCGUACGACAACUUCUCGGUUUUCUACGUCAACCGCUAUGCCGACCAUCAUUCAUUCGAAAUUGCAUGA
Messenger RNA from Coniophora puteana RWD-64-598 SS2, 2973 nucleotides. RefSeq lists its product as uncharacterized. NCBI's taxonomy places the organism in Eukaryota, Fungi, Basidiomycota, Agaricomycetes, Boletales, Coniophoraceae. The transcript has 10 exons. The record is from RefSeq and is a predicted model, not a curated record. Bases 1 to 2973 code for a protein of 990 amino acids.